This is a messenger RNA of Vicugna pacos (alpaca), 2110 nucleotides long. RefSeq names its product DNA replication fork stabilization factor DONSON (gene DONSON). The record is from RefSeq and is a predicted model, not a curated record. Lineage: Eukaryota; Metazoa; Chordata; Mammalia; Artiodactyla; Camelidae. Gene Ontology annotation, cellular component: nucleus. Gene Ontology annotation, biological process: nuclear DNA replication.
GCGCCGGGCUCGUUUUUAGAUUCUAAUCAAGAAAAUGAUUUACUAUGGGAAGAGAAGUUUCCUGAAAGAACAGCCAUUACUGAACUACUCCAGACUCCUCACAUAUCAGUCUCCAAACCUGAUAUUCCGUCCUCAGAAAGUACUGAGUUACCUGUGGACUGGAGUCUUAAAACUCGACUCCUUUUCACCUCUUCUCAGCCCUUUACCUGGGCAGAUCAUCUGAAAGCACAGGAAGAGGCUCAAGGUGUCAUCCAGCAUUGUAGGGCAACAGAAGUUACUUUGCCUCAAAGUAUACAGGAUCCCAAACUCUGCACUGAGCUCCGUUGUGCCUUCCAGCAGAGCCUUAUCUAUUGGCUCCACCCUGCCUUUUCUUGGCUACCACUGUUCCCUCGUAUUGGAGCGGACAGAAGAAUGGCUGGAAAGACAAACCCAUGGUCGUAUGAUGAAACCCUGCAACACAAUUUAAUGAGUGACUGGUCUGUGAGCUUUACUUCUCUAUAUAAUCUGCUGAAGACAAGACUUUGCCCCUUUUUCUACGUUUGUACCUAUCAGUUUACCGUCCUGUUCCGUGCAGCAGGAUUAGCUGGAAAUGAUGUGAUCACAGCUCUCGUAUCUCCUACGACCAGAGGUAUAAGAGAAGCUAUGAAAAACGAAGGUAUUGAAUUUUCUCUGCCUUUAAUAAAAGAAAAUUGCCAUGAGAAGAAGAAAGCAUCUGAAACAAGCUUGGGACAUGAGGAGCAAGCAGUCAGCGAUGAGGAUGAAGAAGAAAGUUUUUCCUGGCUAGAGGAGAUGGGUGUGCAAGAUAGAAUCAAAAAACCAGACGUACUUUCUAUCAAGUUGCGUAAAGAAAAACACGAAGUACAAAUGGAUCACAGACCUGAGUCUGUUGUGUUGGUAAAGGGAUUGAACACCUUUACAUUGCUAAAUUUUUUGAUCAACUCUAAGAGUUUAAUUGCUACCUCAGGUCCACAGGCAGGACUUCCACCAACUCUCCUGUCCCCAGUAGCUUUCCGAGGUGCCACAAUGCAAAUGCUUAAGGCACGCAGUGUAAAUGUGAAGACACAAGCUCUUUCUGGAUACAAAGAUCAAUUUAGUUUGGAAAUUACAGGUCCUGUCAUGCCUCAUUCUCUACAUUCCAUGACCAUGCUCCUCAGAUCUUCACAGAGUGGGUCAUUUUCUGCAGGACUGUAUACACAUGAGCCAACUGCUGUGUUUAAUAUCUGCCCACCAAUGGAUGAAGUACUAGAUAAGGAGGCUGUUCAUGAGGAGCUUGCUAACUGUGGAUUGCACCCUAAGACUCUGAACCAACUUAGUCAAACACCAGCACUGGGGAAAUCAUCUUUACGGCAUGUGGAAAUGAGUGACUACAUUUAUAGUUGGAGAUCCUGAACACCAAAGUAAGCCUAACAGGAGUCUUUUGAGGAAAAAAGCCUUCUAGCAAAGAAAUUCAAGAUCCUUAUUCCUUUGGCUUUAAAGUUCACUUUGGAAGUUAACAGGAAUGUAACUUUUUAAGUAUUCAAGUGUUUAUAAACAUUAACCUUUUAAUUUUUAUUACACGCAGUAAGCAGAAGGAUUAAGGUUUUAAAAUCAACAUAUUGUUUUUACUAUUUUGAUUAGUCAGAUAUGAAGAUGAACUUUUUAAGAAGUUUAAAUAACUUGAAUGAAAAUUCUAGAUCCAUAUAACGUGAUUAAAAAAUGGGUAGAAAACUUGAGUGUUUCCUUGCAGGUGGAAAUUGAGGCUUAGGACCAGUUACGGCAUUGUGACUAAUAGCAUCAGGGCAAAUCUUUAACAGUUCACUUAGGAUUACCAGCCAGUUCUAGCUGUACAGAGGGAGAAAACAAAUGUAGACACAGCUACCGAGCUGAAUGCUGCUACCACCUAGUUGUUUAGUUCCUACCUGUUUAAAAGUUUGUUUUAAUGUACGGUAACUCAGAUAAGGGUAUUUUGUAUUCCACAUAGAACAGUAUUGAGUUGUAAAGUAUGCUCAGCUGUCGUGACAAGGUAGUAUUUAUUAUUUUCUUGUAGGCAUUUGUGUGUGUGUGUGUGUGUAUGUGUGUGUGUGUGUGUAUAAUUCAAACUUUCUUAAAUAAAAGCACUUAGAAAUCAAAA